AUGGCUUCAAUUGAGAAUUUAGACCUUGAAAGUGGAUGCCGUACUAGUCAAGAAGAUGCAGGCUUGGAGCUUCUUUGGAGCAAGAGAUCGGUAACCAAAUUCUCGAGUAGUGAUUUGGGUGUGUUUUUGAGUUCCAAGGAGUCAAUUAUGUGCAAAUGUGGCAAUCAAUCAUCUAGCAAUUUGGAUAAAUAUAGCCAAGUUAGGAGUGAAAGUGGGGAGGUGAAGGUAGAAAUUAGUUCACAAGAGAAUCGAGGGCAAUUUAACCUUGCAGAGAAAGCAUAUGAUAAUGAGAGGCCCAGGAAUACCAACUCUAGGAAUGCUUUGAAGCCACCGCGACCUCCUAAAGGUCCAUCACUCGAUGCUGCUGAUCAGAAGUUGGUUAGAGAGAUUGUGGAGUUUGCUAGGAGAAAGCGUGCACGAAUUGAACAGAUUAAGGCAGCUAAGAAGACAAAAGCAACCAAGUCAUCAUCUGUGCAAAGUGGCAUAUCUGCCAUGAUCUUCACACUACUGUUCUUCUGUGUCAUAAUAUUUCAAGUUCUGUCAAAUAUCAGGUUUCUCGUUCAGGUCCGGCUGGAAAGGUGAUCAAGAUGUAAGCGGUUGUUCUACUGUCAAGGAAAAUCAUAUUCUGUUCUCCAUUUGCCAAUACCACAUCACAACACGUCUGUUACGCUUAAGUUAACGUGUACAGUAGCUCAGCAACUGGUUGAUGAAUGAUUUUACUGAAGAAGAAGAGGAGAGUCGAUUCAAAAGGUGAAGAACAACAAGGUGGUGACUGUGCAUUCUCAACUGUCCAGAAGAGUACCGAGAAAUAGCUAAAUUCAUAUGUACUUGUUCACAUUCACUCGGUGAGUUGUUUUACAGUUGGCUUCGGGAAUUAAACUCUGCAUGUUGUUAACCUCAGUUGAGAUCUUGCUGAUUAAC
Molecule: messenger RNA, 921 nt
Organism: Fragaria vesca subsp. vesca
Lineage: Eukaryota; Viridiplantae; Streptophyta; Magnoliopsida; Rosales; Rosaceae
Exons: 2
Coding region: 1-582 (193 amino acids)
Source: RefSeq, a predicted model, not a curated record